Molecule: messenger RNA, 3165 nt
Organism: Maudiozyma saulgeensis
Lineage: Eukaryota; Fungi; Ascomycota; Saccharomycetes; Saccharomycetales; Saccharomycetaceae
Source: the annotation of a GenBank genome assembly
AUGGUAAACUUACAAAACAAUAGAUUUGUAAUUAAAUUUAAUAAUGCGAUAGCUGGAAAUUUCAUUAGAAUACCAAGUAGUGUCGCUGAUGCUGUAUACUCCAGUCAUGUUGAAAUCCAAAGGUUUAGGUUCAAAUUAAAUGGGAAAUGGUACUUCUCAUGGGAUGGAUUCGAUUCAGCUUAUGAUAGAUGUAUUGAAAUUAACCCUGUAUUAGGUAAAACCUUAGGGUUUACUCCUGAUCAAUUAAUUAUAUUUGAGAUGGAACAAUUUGAUGUUUCGAAGUCAUUACUUUCUGAGGUUUGUGUGAAACCCCUAAGUAGUGAUGACUGGGAGAUUGCAGAAUUACACAGUAGUUAUUUACAAGAAGAAAUACUAAAUCAAACAAAGAUUGUUAAUCUCGGUGGGGUCCUUGUAUGUUACGUUGGUAACACUAUCUGCAGGUUGCGGGUUGAGAAGUUGAUCCCAGAGAAACUGCAGGUUGGUUUGAUUGGUGAUGGUUCGUUAAUCAUUAUUGAACCUAUGGAGAACAAGUUAAGAAACCAAAAAUUAAACAUGAAAUCAGAGGAAAUAACUGUCUCAACUAAAAGAUUACUCUGUUGGAACGUAGAUAAUGACUCUCAAUGGAAUCAGAUGAUAGAUAGUGGUAUGACUCUAUACAUGAAUGAAGACGAAGUAGUGAGUGAAUUUGGUUACGUUUCUAUUAUUGAGAAUAAGAUAGAAAAGGGUACUUUACGAGUUGAUUCUCAUAAGGAGACCAAGCAGAAUAAGGCAAUUUUGAAAUGUACAAAACGAGUUGCAGUGCGAAUAUCGGCUGUAGAAGUGGGUCAAACAAAUCCAAUACCUGUAUCGCAUGUCAUAUUGGGUAGUACUGUAUGGGGAUCCUUAGGUAUCAAUGAUGGGCAACUCCUAAACAAUGGUACGAGACUGAGUGUUGAAUUUGUUACUAAUCAUGAAACUGCAACUAAAACAUCACAACCAGAUUCAAGGAUUAUAUUUAAUUUUAUUGACGGGGUUGAUGAGCGAGAUAAUAUUCAAUCCAAGAUUGAUGGUAUAUUAAAUCUACAUUAUUUGACAAAUAUGCAGUUAUUUAGAAAAGAGAGGGUUGUUGUAGAGUUAUUAAAUGGUAAGGGUACACAUCUCAAGCAUAUAAAUCUAACACAGAUGGAAAAAAAAAAUAUUAUUAUUGAAAAAAGAUACAAUUGUGAAGUUUCUUCAAAAAUUGAGCCAUUUCAAAAAAAUGACAACAUGGAGAAAAAUAAUGUUUUUGUAAAACUGGACGAUACCAUAGAUCAAAUAGUUGCACACUUACGCAAACGUGUGGUAGGGAGUCCUGGUAUUGUCAUUGAUGGAUCUCUUGGUGUUGGUAAGACAACAUUACUACUGGAGAUAAGUCAUAUUCUAAGAUCAACCAGCGAGUGUCAUAUAACAUUUUUUGACUGCGAAGCUCUAAAUGAUAUGUUUAGUUUCGAGAAGAUGAGGACGUUCAUCUGUAACCAAUUGGUAAGCCUGUCCUAUUGGUAUCAGCCGAGUGUGAUAAUUAUAGAUAAUGCAGAAUUUUUGUUUAAUAGAGAGAAUAGAAAUGGAAAUGGUGGUGGUGGUGCAAAUGGUGGUAGCAAUGGUAAUAGUUUGUCGGACAAACUUACAUUACUUUUAAUUCAUGAGAUAACUCAAAUUACAUCGAAAUGGAAUGGGAGUAUAAAAGUAAUAUUUGCUUCAAGACGUAAGGAUUUAUUGAACCAUUAUCUUUUUGAAAAGCAUUUUGUUAGUAAAACAUGGUCAUUAAAGAGUCCAACUAAAGGAGCUCGCAAAAUGUUACUAGACGCACUACUUCCACAACGUGGAAUAUCAAUAUCACCAGAUAUUACCACAAAUGAUAUGAGUAUGGCAAUCGAAGGUUAUUCUAUUUUAGAUAUCAAGAAUCUUGUUGAGAGAUUGCUCUAUGGAGUCAUGCUUGAUAGCGAUCAAUCAGUCUUAAAUGCUAAUCAGUUUCAAGAAAUUAAUGAGAGUUUUGUACCAGUAUUUUUGCAAGGUGUUGAGAAAUCUUCUUCUUCCAAACAACAAACACAGGGUGCUGAACAGUCAUGGGCCAAAAUAGGAGGGCUUGUUGAAGCCAAACGUAUUCUAUUAGAGACAUUAGAGUGGCCAGUAAAAUAUGCACCUAUAUUUAGUCGUUCACCAUUACGAUUACGUUCUGGGUUAUUAAUCUAUGGAUAUCCAGGUUGCGGUAAGACUUUAUUAGCAAGUGCAGUAGCACGUGAAUGUGGUGGACUCAAUUUUUUACCUGUUAAGGGACCUGAAAUUUUAAAUAAAUAUAUUGGUGCCAGUGAACAAAACGUACGUGAAUUAUUUGAAAAAGCACAAUCACUAAGACCAUGUGUAUUAUUUUUUGAUGAAUUUGAUUCAGUAGCGACAAAGCGUGGACAUGAUUCAACAGGUGUAACAGAUCGUGUAGUGAAUCAAUUACUUACACAAAUGGAUGGUGCAGAACAACUUGAAGGGGUAUAUGUAGUGGCUGCGACAAGUAGACCUGAUUUAAUUGAUCCAGCAUUGUUAAGACCUGGAAGAUUGGAUAAGAGUGUCUUUUGUGAUAUACCUGAUUCAGAUUCAAGAAUUGACAUAUUAAAGAGAUUGCUCGGUGAAACGAUCUCAAAUAAAAUAUCUGGUGAAGAUUUAAAACAAAUAGUAGAAUUUACAGAAGGAUACAGUGGAGCAGAUUUACAAGGUCUUUAUUAUAAUGCACAUUUACGUGUAGUACAUCGUCAACUUUCGUCAUUAAAUGCCACUACAGAUAAUGCAAAGAAACCCAAUGAAACAGAAUAUACAAUUUUAUCGCCAACGAAUUCUAAUUUUGAAGAAAUUGAUGGUAAGAUAAUACAAGAUAUUAUUUUACAAUCAUCUCAAAAUAAAAUUAAAGAUUUUAAUCGUGAGGAUAAUAAUAAUAACAAUAAUAUUGUUUCAAGUAAUAGUAUGAAUACAACGUCACAUAUCGAAAUAACUGCAGAAGAUUUAUUAAUAUGUUGUAAAGAGACUCGUGCAUCAAUUUCACCUCAUGAACGCGCUAAACUUAGCGUCAUAUAUAAUGAAUUUCAAGGUAAUAGUCGUCCAGCUGAAUUACAUGAUGGGGAUAUAGAUCGUAACCCUGGAACAAGACUUACUUUAGCAUAA